GCCUUCGUUUUCUGAAUUUUCUAUCUUCUUUCCAGGCAGACUAAAACAACAAGAGAAAAAUGCCAAUUUUAAUUAAUUAAUUGGUUAAUUAACCAAUCAAUUGAUUAAUUAAUUAACCCACAAAGCUUUCUGGACCUUUUCUUCUUUGGUUUUUGUUUCAAUCUACCCCGGUUAGGUUUGCUAUGGGCAGUACCUUCUUCUCUAUACCAAUAAAGCGAGCCAUGCCCGACCCACCCAAUUCUUCUAACGGAACUUCCAAGCGUUCCAAACCUCCGUCUACCACUCUCCAUACUCCUCCCGGUCACGUUGCCUUUCGUCUCCUUUGCCACGUGUCCCGUGUCGGAGGCAUCAUUGGCAAGUCAGGUAGCGUCAUCAAGCAGCUGCAACAGUCUACCGGUACUAAGAUCCGGAUUGAAGAUGCCCCGGCCGAAAGCCCGGACCGAGUUAUUACCAUCAUAGGGCCCGAUUCUAUUGAUACCAGGACCAAGCUAAAUCUUGGAGGCGACGACGACAGCGACAGUGGUAGAGUUGAGGAAAUUGAAGUGUCCAAGGCGCAGGAAGCUCUGUUGAAGGUGUUCGAGAGGAUCUUGGAGGUGGCCGUCGAGAGCAAUGGAGGGGCCUUGGGGAUGGUUUCUUGUCGAUUGUUGGUGGAGGUUAAGCAAGCUGGGGGCGUGAUAGGAAAAGGAGGCAAAGCAGUGGAGAAGAUAAGAGAGGAUACUGGGACCAAAAUUAGGAUUUUGACAGAUAAACUACCGGCUUGUGCCAGGCCUACGGAGGAGAUUGUGGAGAUUGAAGGGUCUGUUUUAGCUGUAAAGAAAGCACUUGUUGCUGUCUCGUUCCGCCUCCAAGAUUGUCCUUCUGAAAAUAAAACAACGGUAAGUGAAACCAGAAGCACUGGACCAGUUCAACCAGAGACUUUAUGCAGACCUAUUGAGGUACUUCCUCAGAAGACUUUGCGCAGACCUAUUGACUUACAUCCUGAGGAUCAUUUCCUCAGAGCUAUGGAGGCACUUCCUCGAGAGACUUUUCGUGGACCUAUGGAGGUCGUCACCCAGGACCCAUUGCACAGAUUGAUUGAUGUUCUUCCUCAAGAAUCAAUUCAUAGACAUAUUGAGGUUUCACGUGAGGAUUUACCUGAUUUUGAAGUAGAUCAUCUUUCACGGCAUAGUUUCCUGGUACCUAGUGUACCCAGUGGCUCUACCAGUUAUGCCACCAGAUUUCAUUCUCUGUCUCGGGAGUCCGAGAAUGCCUCUCCUUUGAAUACUAAAACAUUUCAGCAGGAAGUGGUUUUCAAAAUUCUUUGCCUCAAUGAUAGGGUUGGAGGUGUUAUUGGAAAGGGAGGCGCAACUAUUAAAGCCCUUCAAAGUGAUACAGGAGCUGCUGUUACCAUUGGAGCUACAUUCACUAAUUGUGAUGAACGGUUGGUUACUGUUACUGCAUCAGAGGACCCGGAAUCACAAUAUUCUCCGGCACAAAAGGCUGUUGUCCUUGUUUUUGUAAGAGCUUAUGAGGCUUCCAUUGAAAAAGGUAUAGAUUCAGGCUCAGGUAAGGGUUCAAAUUUCACUGCCCGGCUCGUAGUUCCUUCAAGCCAAGUUGGGUGUCUGUUGGGAAAAGGAGGGGCAACAAUUUCUGAAAUGCGUAAAGUGACUGGUACCAGCAUUUGGAUUUUGGGAACUGACCAGGUCCCCAAGUGUGUCAGUGGAAAUGAUCAAGUGGUACAGAUUCAAGGAGGGUAUAUGAAUGUAAAAGAUGCUAUGUAUCAUGUGACUGGUAAACUAAGAGAUAACCUAUUUUCUAUCUCACUGAAAACUGCCGGAGCAAAAAGCAGUUCCUCAGUUUUAAUCGAGACCAGUCCUUACGAAAGACUGUUGGAUAAUUCCCCUCUUGAGUUGCAAGCAUCAAUCGGCUUUUCUCAUAGUCUUAGUCGGCAUACUUCAUUGGCAACGGAUAGCACAAAUCCCUAUGGACAUUCCUAUAGCUCAGAUCGCCCUCGUUCUGCAGGAUUGAGGACAUCAGAAAUGUCUACUGGAUUGAAUCCAAGGGGCAUCACAGAUAGUGGAAGAGGAUUGACUUCUUAUAGAGGUGGAGUAGAACUUGGCAGUGGAAACAGAUCUGCUAUUGUAACAAAUACAACUGUAGAGAUUAGAGUUCCCGAUAAUGUUAUCGACUCUGUUUAUGGGGAGAACGGUCGCAAUCUAGCUCGCUUAAGAGAGAUCUCUGGUGCCAAGGUCAUAGUGCAUGAACCUCAAAUAGGAACAAGUGACAGGAUUGUUGUUAUAUCUGGGACACCUUAUCAAACCCAGGCGGCUCAGAGCCUCCUACAAGCAUUCAUCCUCACUGGUCGCUGAAAUCUUUCAUUUAAACCUAAUGUUUUUCACAAAAGGAGAAGAAAAACUUGAAGUUGUUGCCUACUUAACUGCUUUUUCUUCUUUUUAUUUUUCAAGCAGUGUACAUUAGUCUAGCCAUCUAUGCAAACCCUGUUCAUCGGGAAAAUAAUUUGGUUCUAAUCGUUCACAAAACAUUCUGUAGCGAAUGUCGUAUGGAGAUCACUAUUUUCUAUCAUAUCCUUCUUCUACUGUCUA
Molecule: messenger RNA, 2582 nt
Organism: Hibiscus syriacus
Lineage: Eukaryota; Viridiplantae; Streptophyta; Magnoliopsida; Malvales; Malvaceae
Product: KH domain-containing protein HEN4-like
Exons: 7
Coding region: 183-2348 (721 amino acids)
Biological process (GO): regulation of gene expression
Cellular component (GO): cytoplasm; nucleus
Molecular function (GO): mRNA binding
Source: RefSeq, a predicted model, not a curated record